AACGCCAGACCACAUUCGUGUUCCGACACUCACCGCGUUCGGACGGCAUGCGGCUCGCGACAGUGCGCUAAUCAAAUACUACGUGACUGUGCUGUGAAAUACAUAUUGUCCAUUUACUAGCCAGUGCUGUGACCAUCUACCAUCCCGACAUGUACUGGUGGCGAGGCGGCAUCCUGUCGCCGGAGCUGGCGCUGCUAGCCUGCAGUUUCUUCGCUGUGUGUACAGCAGGACCCAUAAACCCACUUACAAAUGUUACGCGUACAGAAUCAGGACUUAAAGAAGGUAGUUGUGCAGUGGGCGAUGUGGUGUACAUGCCUGGUGACCAGUUCCCGGGUUCGACGCCGUGCGAGCGCUGCUCAUGUGCCGCUGGCGCAGUUCAGUGCGAGAGACAGCGGUGCGAGCCCCGCCCUGGCUGCAAGGCGCUCCACCGACCUGACCAUUGCUGUCCCACCUACCAAUGUGAAUGUGAGCAAGAAGGGCGUGUAUACGGCAACGGGGAGAAAUUGGUGGACCCAGCGGACCCGUGCCGGGUGUGUUACUGCCAGGGAGGCGAGGUCGUCUGCCGGCGCAUUGCUUGCUUCGUGAGGGACGACUGUAAACCACGCCUGGUCCCUGGCCGAUGCUGUCCAGAAUACGACAAUUGUCCUCUUAGAGGUGUCACAUCUCUACCGGGUAUUUCCCCAUCAUCGUCGAGCGGAUCUACAGCUGGCACUUUUGAAACUAGCGUGGUUCCUACGGCACCAAAGGAAAUUAUCAAACCAGAGAUAACUAUCAAGGAAAUUACUCCCGUCUCGGAGAUUCCAAUUAUUACUGAAGUAAAAAUAAAGGAAAUAUUACCAUCGCCGAGUAUCGAGGUUGCUGAAUACCCAUCUUCAAAAUCUCCUCUCAUUCCCCGUGAAGCGACAUCAGAGAAAAACAUCGAUAAUCAGUAUGAACUUACAGAACGUCCUCUAGUAAUUGAAGUACGCCCAUCUUCUUCGCCUACUGUCAUAACAUCAGGGCCUACUAAAACGAGUACAGAUAAUUUUUCCACAAGUAAAAAUACUGAUGAUGCCACGCCUUCCAAAAUCAGUUUUUCUACUCAAGAUUCUAUAAAUAGUGAAAUAUAUCCAUCAAAUAUACCAAGUUUAGCAACAGUGGGUUUGCCUUCAGUAAAUUCAGGAGUGACAUCGACUACGAGUACUACCAAAGCUCCUGUAAUAAUAGAAGAAGAAGAUACACCUUUUGACCACAACCCAGCGUUCCCGCCUUUACCCGAUGACUUGUCUGUACAAGGAAGUCACAAUGAUGAAAUCAUGCCUGAAACAAAUAUUGAUAGUGAUCACAUUCCCAGCAGUCGUGAAAUUUUAACAACUACCACUACAUCAACUGAAGCAACUACUACAAAGAAAGUACAGGUAAAAAUAUUUAAAGAUAUUCCCGAAGAACCACUAACGACUGAAAAACUACCAGAAAUAUCCACUGAAUCAAGUACAGUUCAAUCAGAAAUUGUAACGAGCACCGAGUUUUCUAGUACGAAAGAUAAUUCAAUGCUCAAUCUUAGAUCUGCUAUACCAACUGAAAUUCUGAAUGUACCUUCAAUGGUACCAGAGGACAUUACUGGAGAAUUAGACGAAAUUGAGACAACAUUAACUACUCAAUCUACACCAAUUAGUACAAUUGCAAGUACUCCAGAGCCUAAACUAAAAAUUGAAAAAUCUAAAUAUUCGAUAGAAGAUAAACCAGAAAUAAGUUCUAGCACUGAAAAUGUACCACGAGUUGAAGUAGUAUCGCCCAAGAUUAUUGAAACUACUGAAUCUUCAUUGAGCACAAAAAAUUCACAGAUAGAAACCACAAGUUCUAUAGCUAAAUCCAAUGAAGCUACAGAAGUUGCUUCACAAACGGAAAUUAGUUCGUUGCCAAUAGAGACUAGUGAUCAAAAUCCGCAUGAUGUAUCUGAAAGCAUAACAAAAGAAAAAAUUGCCACAACUACGAUGGUACCUUUGGUUGACACUACUAAAAUAAUUUUGGCAGAUCCAGAGAUAAUCGCUGUAUCUAAAUUUGUACCAACAAAUACGGAAAGUCACUCAACAGAAAAUAUUGAAACUACUGAAUUCGUAUUAACCUCUUUUGGUUCAUCUGAAAGUGCUACUGAUGGUGUGGAGUUAAUUAAAAUAUCACCAGAUUCUGAUAAAAGUGCCGCAUUGAUUGUAUCUGAAGACAGACAAAAAAGUAAUGUUCUUAAAGAUUUUAUAAAUUUAGUCGGCGAUGUUGCAUCUAUCAGUGAUCAUACUGAUGAACCUGGCGUAACACACCACAUUACUGGGGCAGUAGGUAUUUCUGAUUCUGAGGAAUUAAUACCUGUCAAUGCUGGUUAUAAAAGUAAAAAUAACAACUGGAAUGUAAACUCCAUUACUGAAGUACCAUUCAAGAGUAAGAAUCAGGUACCAGUAACUAAACAAAAAAUUAUUGAAAUUGAAGAUGAUGAUUCAGAGAGUAUCACGGAUGCUUCUCCACCUCAUGACAAAGUGGAGCCUACGACCCGCAGGCCCAUUAUAGAUAAUGUAUCUGAUGACAUGGUAGCAAACAAAACAGACAAGAAGGAUAUAGAAAUAAUUACACAGACUUAUGUACCGUCAGUUAACAGGCAACCCACUAAAGUAAUAAUGAAAAAGAGCGAAAAAACGGUUUUGGAGGAGGUAUCUGCAGAGAACAUCCCUGUUUCGUCAUCAGCGGAGACUGCAACAGAAAGCAAAUUUUCAGUAUCAAGCGAGAUCACAACAUCUUCUGGAUUUGAACUGUCCUCGAAAACUAACCAGAGAAUAGAGGCGCUACCAAUAGAUGCCUCAAGCACAACGCAGUGAAAGUCAUGCCACAGUAUAUCGAUGGAACCUCAGCUAAUUAGCAUUUCGUAGUUAAUAAGUUUCUUUCUUGAAACUAUAAGUUAAUGUAGAGACUAUUAGAUUUAUGAGUUCUUAUGCAGUAACCCUGUUAAAUGGUUUAGUGCGUAGCUCGUCAAUUUAUUUCCCAGACAAGCACUGUUUCUUUGCUUGGGAUAGAUAUAUUUGUAAUGUAGACCAGUGCUAUCUGGUAAUUAAAUGUGCAUUAGUUGGACAAAUUAUUUAUAAAACAAAUAUAAUGUUUAGGGGAGCGAGAUAGAGAUCAGAUGCGUUAAGCGUCUGUUUUAAUGUGUCAAAUUAUGAAAGAGAAUUAUUAGUGGAUAGCUCUUCGUGUUAGGCGAUAAGUUAUUUAUUUGUUUAGUGAGAGAAGCGAGGGUAGUGUGAUCGAUAUGUAAGCAACUAAGCUAGUCAACUUGUGACACUAUAGGGCCGCGCCGAAGCCACACGGCCGUCCCAGCCACGUUGCCAUUACUGCUAGCUGUAAUCAAUCAGAACAUGACAAAGCAGAUAUUACCGUAAGCAUGCGUGUAUAGUUUUAAUUCCAUAUUACGAGGUAAGAACAAAUUUUAGAUUCUUGUCGCCCAAUGUGACGUUAACACUUUAGAUACGAAACGUAAAGAAAUUUGGUACAAAUCGAAUUUGAUAUUAAACAAUUAUUUAGCUUAUGAAAUAUAUAUUUAGACUUAGUGAAUUAGAGUAAUAAUUGUGAUCGCACAUACCUUUAUUUAUUGCACAUUCAGGAGGUGUAAUUAUAUUAAGGUUUAAUUUGGAUCAGUCGGAAGGCUCAAGUGUAGCGUAAGGUUUAUUUAUUGAUUUGUUUACGUCUGGUCUGUAGCAGCAGCUGGUCAUCUUAGCUCUCUGGUAGGAUCUGCUCACUGGUGGAUCAUCGGUCUGCUUGCUGCUACGGUCGGUUCAGUUUAGUUGGAACUGGUCUAUACUGCGGCUUCUUGCUCCGGAAGACUGUUUCUUUUCCCGAGCAAUAAGCGCAUGUGCUCACUGUAUUAUUUAAUAUUAUUGUUUUUUUUUUACAAAUAAAAAAAUUAGACUGA
Molecule: messenger RNA, 3928 nt
Organism: Achroia grisella
Lineage: Eukaryota; Metazoa; Arthropoda; Insecta; Lepidoptera; Pyralidae
Product: mucin-5AC
Exons: 6
Coding region: 150-2843 (897 amino acids)
Molecular function (GO): protein binding
Source: RefSeq, a predicted model, not a curated record